Brienomyrus brachyistius is the source of this 3154-nucleotide messenger RNA. RefSeq names its product Ras association domain family member 5 (gene rassf5). The coding region runs from base 749 to 1486 and encodes 245 amino acids. Gene Ontology annotation, biological process: signal transduction. The record is from RefSeq and is a predicted model, not a curated record. Gene Ontology annotation, cellular component: nucleus. The transcript has 5 exons. Lineage: Eukaryota; Metazoa; Chordata; Actinopteri; Osteoglossiformes; Mormyridae.
UGACGGGUAAGCUCAAAGCAAUCGCAUACAGGAAGCAGGGGGGUUAUUUGUGUAAACUUUCAGGCUUGCUCAUAGGCAGAUGGCUGAGGGAGGCAGAGAGAGAGAGAAACGGAGCUAUUGAGUGAGAGAGAGAGAGAGAGAGAGAGAGCGAGAGAAAGAGAGAGAGUGGUGCAUCCACUGUGCCUGGCUCGCUCUAAUUAUGAAGCAGGAAGAAGAAGCAGCUUGCAUCUGAUCAGCCUCUGCAGCCACGGAUCUUCCAGCAGCAGGCAAACGGCGGCAGUCUCGCGAUUCGCGGUUUAUCAUCUGCUCUCCCACACAUGCCGCUGCUCCGACAGUCCCCGUGAUUGCCCGCUGUGGACCGUUCUAGCCAUCCGGAGAGUCUGCGCUGUGGACCAUUUAAGCCUUCCCAAGAUUGCGCGUUGUGGCUCAUACUGGCCGUCCUGAGAGAGCCCGUGGUGGACCUUACUGCUUGCCCCGGGGCUUGGUUCUGCCAGGGGAAACCAGGAGUACGCCUCUGCUAGGCUCAGGAGUGGGGGAGGCUUGGAGCUGCACGUGAGCUGCACACGGUUUGAGACCCUGGCACCGCUUCUGAUGCUCAUCACAAACCCUUGAUCAGAGUGGUGGCACCAUCUCCUGGUCCUGUUUUCCCCCAGCGGUCCUUCCGUAUCCCAGUGAGUCUGGCUGCCCUGACAGACCUGGCGGAAGACAGGCGAUCUGCUUCGGGGGGGGCAACGAGGAUUUGGUCUAAAUGACCGGGAGCAACAGCAUGAGCAGCGGAUACUGCAGUCUGGAUGAAGACAGUGAGGACUUCACGUUUUUCACCGCCAAGACCACCUUCUUCCGGCAAGGGCAGGCAAAACAGGGGGCCAAGAGUGAAGGAAAAGAAGAGGACCAUGAACCACAGUCAGUCUCGGAGAUUGCGUCCAGGAUUGAGAAGUACAACUCCAAGGCAACUGAGAAUGGGAUGAAGCUGAAUGAAGAGGGUGUUUACACGGGCUUCAUCAAGGUCCAGCUAAAGCUUCGGCGUCCCGUGACCGUGCCUGGGGGUGGGGCUGACGCCGUGGGAAAGACCUCCUUCUACCUACCGUCAGACGCUGUCAAGCAGCUGCACAUCAGCAGCACCACCACAGUGGACGAGGUCAUUCAGGGCCUGCUGACCAAGUUUAUGGUGCUAGACAACCCGCGCAAGUUUGCACUGUACCGCCAGAUGCACCGCGAUGGCCAGGAUCUCUUCCAGAAGCUGGCCAUUUCAGAGCAUCCCCUGUACCUUCGGCUGAUUGCCGGCCCGGACCCUGAGUGCCUGACCUUUGUCCUGAAGGAGAAUGAGACGGUGGAGGUGGAGUGGCACGCCUUCUCGGUGCCUGAGCUACACAACUUCCUGGUGAUCCUGGAAAGGGAGGAAGAAGAACGUGUGCGACAGGUGCAGAAGAAGUACGGGGAGUACCGGGAGAAGCUUCAGGAGGCACUGAAUGGCAAGCUGGGCUAAGCCCCUCCCCUCCCCUGCACGCAGCUCCCAGCAAGGCAUUGAGGUGACGCUCCACCGAGGAAGAAAAUAGCAGUGGAGCAAUCUACUCAGGACACUUUCGGUUGGCCCCUUCCUAGGUCACUGGUUGGGGCACCGAUAGAGGAGGAGGAGACAGGAUGCCAAUGAAGGCAUGUCUCCGCAGUUAAAAAUGCACACUGGAGUUUGCUCGGAGCUGCAGACCGACAUUCCCCCCGUUACGAAUCUGCUGCUCCUGCGACCGGCUCUUGCUGCUGGCUGUACAGCCCACGCCUCCUCCCGACCUGCGCUGCAUGGGGGCGACAGCGGCAGAAGCAGGGAAGACAGUGUGCAUCUUUAGCCACGUUUCACUCUCAAGAACUUUUCCAGGAAUACAAGGCAUGAAGUAACUCACAGGGGACCGUCCCCCCCCCCCCCCCCCCCCCCCCCCAAAAAAAAAGCAAAGAUACGCACCCAUUAACACAACCUGCUUUCUGUUUCACUCUGAUGCACUGAAAAAAAAAUGACUUCAUUAAAUCCUAAUAGCAACGAUAUAACAAUGGAUGCACUCAUUUUACCCUUUGAGAUGUUGACAUUUGUCAGGAUGCAGACGGACGUAUGAAUAUGAGUUUUGCAGAGUCUUGCAUUUUGAAUAUAAUAUAAAUGUUGCUGUAUUUGCAUUUCCUGCUUAGUGCCCUUGCAGUGUGGGAGCACCAAUCGGUGUAAGACGCUGACUGUUCAGGGGUGUUGUAGAUAACCUUGAGAACAUCUCGCUUCCUCCUGGUGUCGUAUGACAGCUUCAGCGUGGCUCCCGUCAUCUUCACUAGGUGCCAGUGCCUCUCAUUCUCCUAGACAGGGUGCCGUGGCCUGAUGCAGGCCCGUGUUACGGGUCGCCGUGGUCGCGCGUGGUUUACGCGCAGAAUAGAGCGGAGGAAAACACGCCUUUCACGCCGGCGGUAACGGAGACUGCGGUUCGAAUCCCACUGAAGCAGAAUGACACCGGAUGGAAAUUGCACCAAAGCUAACCCCAUCUCCCAUUGACAGACAGAACUGGGAUGUUGGCCAGUAUAUACAGUAUUUCCAAAUAGUGGGUGUGUGAUGUAACUGGAUUUUUGUGAACCAUGUAGAAGACGAAUUAAGCUAAUGAUUCCUUGCAUACACAUAUACAGUAUAACAGUACAUAUUGCAGGAAAGGCUAGACAUUGAAAUCCCAAGAAUGCUCGAAGAUAAAGUUGACUGAUGUGGCCUGUUGAUGUACUGAAACCUUUAUGGCACAUCUGCUUGCUCUGGGGUCUCUCAUCAUACUCUGUGCCCCCCCCCCCCCCUGAGCUUUCUGGAGGCUUCUCUGCGUGCUACUCUGCACUACUGCUGAUGUGAGUGUGUGGAUGUGUGCUGUCUAUACAAACCAGGGCCCACACAUCACUCCCCAACGUCCACCUUCUGCUUUGCGGGGGUAGGAUGACGGGGGCAGUCAUCAUGAGCUGACAAUCCUGACCUUCCCUUUCCAGCCACCUAGGGAGAGAUUGAGGUGUAAUUUAUCCAUCUCACUCUUAGCAUGGUGAUGUGGGUAGUCAGACCCUGCUGCCUUCGUGUUUUUGGGAAUUGGAUGUGUACAAAUGUACCUGUUAAGAUGUAUAAGUUUAAAAUGAAAUAAAAAUGUCAGUCCUUUUAUAA